ACGUUUGAAAAUGUCAAAAAUGACCGGAAAAGCGAAAUGUCAUCAGAAGCAUUGAUAAAAUAAAUAUUUAUUUUUACAUUAAAAACGUAGUAUUUUCUACGUAAUUAAUAUUAAGUUUCUAAAUUUCUAUGUACAAAAUGGAAACCAAAGUAGCAAUAGUAACUGGAGGCAACAGAGGCAUAGGAUUCGAAAUAGUGAAAGGGCUGUGCCAAAAGUUUGAUGGUGCUGUGUACCUUACUGCUAGAAACGAGGAAAGAGGACGACAAGCCGUUGAGAAAUUACAAGAUUUAGGCCUAAAACCUCUAUUCCACAUACUGGACGUCACAUGUGAAAAAAGUAUUCAAGAUUUAGCUACACACAUCGCAACACAUCACUCUGGAAUCGAUGUUUUGGUAAACAACGCCGGCAUCCUAGACUUCGAUAAGGCUAUCUCAUCUCACGAAGACGCCAAGAAACUCAUCGAUACCAACUUUAUGAGUUUGUUGACCAUUUCUAAGAUAUUAUACCCUCUACUUUCCAACACAGCCAGAAUAAUAAACAUUAGCAGUGAUUGGGGCCUAUUAUCCAACAUACGCAAACAAGUCUGGCUAGACACAUUGGUUAAGGAGGACCUUACGGUUGAAGAAAUAUUAGAGUUUGUAAAUGAGCUGUUGCGAGCAGCUAAAAAUGGUAGGAGUUCAUUUGUUUCGAUGGCAGGGCAUUUUGGAGAUUACAAAGUGUCAAAAGUGGCUAUGUCAGCACUAACAUUUGUACAGCAACGGCAGUUUCUGGCACAAGGCAAAGACAUUUCCAUUAACUGUGUCCACCCUGGAUUUGUAAUGACUGAUAUGACAAAAGGAAUGGGUGACUUCACUCCAGAGCGAGGGGCACGGGCACCUCUGUACUUGGCCCUGGAGGCGCCCCAGUCACUCAAAGGAGCGUUCAUUUGGCAUGACUGUCAUCAUGUUAAUUGGGAUGACUAAGGAUGUAAUGGCUUUUAAAAUUGUUAGUGUUACAACCAUGUUAAUCCUGUGAUAUCAGUGUCACAUGCACUUUAAACUAAAAUAUAUGAUUUCUUUUAGUUGAAAUGUUUUCAUUUGUUACGUACAUCAGAGAAUAUACUGUAUAAUAAGAUAUGUACUUAUAUUUCCUGUCAUGGAGGUUGUGAAUGAUUUACUUAUACAGCAAUGUAACAAACAAUACAUUAUAUUCUUUGUUGGCCUAAUUGUAACUAAUUAUUAAUAAAAUUAAAUUUAUUAUAUCUGUUCCCUUAUCAAGGCCAUCAUCACUGUGCAGGAUGAUGUAAAAUUUGUUAGUAAAUAUAGUAGGUACCUGUUAAAAAAACACUUCUUAUUUCUUUUGAUUAAAUAUCUUGAUAUGUA
Helicoverpa zea (corn earworm) is the source of this 1361-nucleotide messenger RNA. RefSeq names its product carbonyl reductase [NADPH] 1-like. The transcript has a single exon. Bases 129 to 962 code for a protein of 277 amino acids. Lineage: Eukaryota; Metazoa; Arthropoda; Insecta; Lepidoptera; Noctuidae. The record is from RefSeq and is a predicted model, not a curated record. Gene Ontology annotation, molecular function: carbonyl reductase (NADPH) activity.